CAUAUUGCCACUUAAUCUCCACCAUAAAGAGCCGGUGCUUCUCUACCCUUUUUUGAAUUUGCAUCGACACGAUGUCACAAGAAGUCUACAGCGGCGGCGGUGGCAACGGUGGCGACGGUGCGGCCCCUCAGCUAUACUUCUGUUACCAAUGCAACCGUACGGUGUUCAUCAGACCUUCGCCUACAGCCUCCUCCGAACUCGUUUGUCCCAAUUGCAACGGUGGGUUCCUAGAGGAAUACGAAAACCCUAACCCUAGGCCGGAAACCCCAAAUCCUUUUCUUGCCUUCGAAGAUCCUUCCCCUUUCUCCUCCUUCUCCUCUGGCUUCCCGCUCGUUUUCUCUACCACUUCCCGUGCCGGCGCUGGGAGUGGCGAUUUCCAGAAUCCCAAUGAUCUAUCGGCACUCUUUGGUGGUCCGAUGUCUCGACCUGGAGGUGUCCAGAGCCCAGGAGAGUUUAAUCCUUUUGCAUUUCUACAGAAUUAUCUCAACACCUUACGAGCAGGUGGGGCGAACAUCCAGUUUGUUAUUGAAAACAACACAGAUGGAGAUCCGUCGGGGUUUCGUCUCCCAUCGAAUCUCGGUGAUUACUUCAUUGGUCCUGGGUUAGAACAAUUGAUUCAACAGCUUGCUGAAAACGAUCCUAAUCGAUAUGGCACCCCCCCUGCAUCAAAAUCAGCCGUCGAAAACCUUCCUAAUAUCAAGAUCACGAAACAGUUGUUGGAGUCAGAUUACUCCGAUUGUGCAGUUUGUAAAGACAGCUUUGAACUUGAUGAGGAGGCGAAACAGUUGCCAUGUAAGCACAUGUACCAUCAGGAUUGCAUUUUGCCGUGGUUGGAGCUGCAUAACUCCUGUCCUGUUUGCCGGUAUGAGUUGCCUACGGACGACCCAGAUUAUGAGAACAGGUCACGCCAAGCUUCUAGCGGUGGUGGUUCUUUAGGCGCUGCAGCGUCUGGUGGUGGUUCUCAGGAUAAUCCUCUGACACCAAGGACUCUGGAGAGGAGGUUUAGGAUAAACCUGCCAUGGCCUUUCACGGGAUCCAGUACGCCUGCUGAGACAAGCAAUAGUGGAGCAGGGAACAACAAUUCUGGAGACUCCAACCAGGGGAGUGGUGGUCACGCUAGACAAGAAGAUCUUGACUAAAGACAGGGUUAGAUUCUUGGAGACUGGAUUAUGAGGAGAUUUGUCUAGGAUACUUGGUAUAGAAUAUUACUUUUAGGUGAUUUUAGAUCUUAGUUGAGUAGUAGUUGUUUCCAAAUGGACUUUGAAUAUUGUGAAUUCAUUGUUUCUCAAUCAUUCGAUAGAUGUGUUCAAACCACAUUUUUUGUUAUUUCCAACUGGGGACUAUUUUAUUUCUGCACCCUCUUUUAUUUAUAAGAAAGUACAAGUUUCCAUGGGUAGUAUAUUAUUUGAAUAUAAAAUUAUUUGUAUGUAUGCAUAUAUAAUCACUUCUGAGUUCAAUGAUAUAUUUAUUGCUCCAUUUCUUCAA
Messenger RNA from Lactuca sativa (garden lettuce), 1485 nucleotides. RefSeq names its product RING/U-box superfamily protein. Gene Ontology annotation, molecular function: ubiquitin protein ligase activity. Gene Ontology annotation, biological process: protein ubiquitination. Lineage: Eukaryota; Viridiplantae; Streptophyta; Magnoliopsida; Asterales; Asteraceae. The record is from RefSeq and is a predicted model, not a curated record. Gene Ontology annotation, cellular component: cytoplasm.